UUAUCACCUAUUGUUGUUAUACUCUCAUUUUGUCCUCAAUCACCAUUAGUGUCCAUAUUUAUCACUGUUGAGGAAAUUGUUAGUAUGCGUUACCAUAGAUGCACAUUGAUAAAACUUAAGUCUAAGCGUUGUUUAGUAUGCCAGUCACUUUAUGAAAUGGCGAACAUUGAAAAUAAACGAGUAGGAAGCAAUUCGUCAACUACUUAUGGCAGGGUGCUUAAUAUUGGAUUAGACAAAAUGAAGGUAACAUAUUGUACGGAUGUGGACAAAUCUGUAAUAACUUAUAAUUUCGAAAAAAGAGGAUGGAAACAAGUCGGUCCCGAAGAGGACUGGAAUUUUUAUUGGGCUGCAACGAUAUCUUGUCGAAAUAUUUUCAGCAUCGAAACCGGUUACAGAAUGGGUGACAAUCAAACAAUCAAUCAUUUUCCAAAUCAUUAUGAGCUAACGCGAAAAGAUUUACUUGUGAAAAAUAUUAAGAGAUAUCGAAAAGAUUUGGAACGCGAAGGCAGUCCUUUGGCAGAAAGAGGCGAUGGACCCGGAAAAUACCUCUACCUGGAUUUUAUUCCAGUAACUUUCGUUUUGCCGGCAGACUACAAUAUGUUUGUGGAGGAGUAUCGAAAAUCACCGCAAAGCACAUGGAUCAUGAAACCUUGUGGUAAAUCUCAAGGAGCUGGAAUUUUCUUAAUUAAUAAAUUAAGCAAAUUGAAGAAAUGGUCAAGAGAGGCGAGAAAUCCCUUUAAUCCUAAUUUAACUAAAGAAUCGUAUGUUAUAUCUAGAUACAUCGAUAAUCCUCUCUUAAUAGGUGGGAAAAAAUUCGAUCUCCGACUUUACGUUUUAAUAACGUCGUUUAGGCCAUUGAAGGCAUAUUUAUUUAAAUUAGGCUUUUGUCGUUUCUGUACAGUUAAGUACGACACCAGUAUUCAAGAAUUAGAUAAUAUGUAUGUUCAUUUAACCAAUGUGUCUGUACAAAAACAUGGGGAUGAGUAUAAUAGCUUACAUGGCGGUAAAUUGAGUGUGCAAAAUCUUCGCUUGUAUUUGGAGAGCACAAGAGGCAAAGCCGUGACGGAGAAAUUGUUUUCUAACAUCACUUGGUGCAUUGUGCAUUCGUUGCGAGCUGUGGCCCCUGUAAUGGCCAACGAUCGACACUGCUUUGAAUGUUACGGCUAUGACAUCAUUAUCGAUAAUAAAUUAAAGCCCUGGUUAAUCGAGGUGAAUGCAUCCCCAUCGCUUACAUCGACGACGGUUAACGAUAGAAUUUUAAAAUACAAACUUAUUGAUAAUAUAAUUUCUGUAGUGUUACCUCCCGAUGGUAUUCCAGAUGUCAGGUGGAAUAAAUGUCCAACGAGAGAGGCAAUGGGUAAUUUCGAAUUACUCAUUGAUGAAGAAUUAGCUACCCAAGACGAAAAAGAAAAUCCAGGAAGAUAUAAAAAUUCUUUGAACAAAUGGAAGUAAUCGCAUCAGGAUUAUCCUUAAGAUUAUUAUGAUAAUAAAAUCGAACCUUAAGAUUAUCAUGAUAAUAAAAUUAAUUUUCUC
Messenger RNA from Ceratosolen solmsi marchali, 1533 nucleotides. It is a transcript of the gene TTLL1B, whose product is annotated as Tubulin tyrosine ligase-like 1B. The record is from RefSeq and is a predicted model, not a curated record. Lineage: Eukaryota; Metazoa; Arthropoda; Insecta; Hymenoptera; Agaonidae. Gene Ontology annotation, biological process: protein polyglutamylation; microtubule cytoskeleton organization. The coding region runs from base 85 to 1452 and encodes 455 amino acids. The transcript is spliced from 9 exons. Gene Ontology annotation, cellular component: ciliary basal body. Gene Ontology annotation, molecular function: tubulin-glutamic acid ligase activity; ATP binding; metal ion binding.